Molecule: messenger RNA, 2154 nt
Organism: Diuraphis noxia (Russian wheat aphid)
Lineage: Eukaryota; Metazoa; Arthropoda; Insecta; Hemiptera; Aphididae
Gene: Gyg
Product: glycogenin 1
Molecular function (GO): glycosyltransferase activity
Source: RefSeq, a predicted model, not a curated record
AAGGUGUUGCAAAAUUGUGAUGAACUAUUUGAACGUGAAGAAUUAUCAGCUGCUCCAGAUCCAGGAUGGCCAGAUUGCUUCAACUCUGGGGUCUUUGUGUACAAACCUUCUCAGGACACAUUUAGCCAGUUAUUAGAAUUUGCAAGGACCAGAGGAUCUUUCGAUGGUGGAGACCAAGGAUUGUUAAAUAUGUUUUUCAAAGAAUGGUCCAACACAGAUAUUUCAAAACAUUUAUCGUUUACCUAUAAUGUAGUUUGGUCAUCUACGUAUUCAUAUUUACCAGCACUAAAACAGUUUGGUCAACAUAUGAAGAUCGUUCACUUUAUAUCUUCCAGUAAACCCUGGCUUCAGUCGUUUAAUACAGAAACUAGACUUGUAACGUCCACUCACGGAGGAUCUGGAUUACAAGAACUAUUGCAACUUUGGUGGGAUUUAUUCUGUCGUCAUGUCCAUCCUCGACUAUCCACCGAAAUGAUAGAAAGUCGCCUCAGUAGCCGUUAUUCCUAUGAUUUUCAUCCCAAAUCCCGUAAUAAAAAUAAUACGUCUGAUAAUUAUACUCCUCAUAAUCUAAAUAAUUAUAAUUCUGAUAAUAAUUAUAUUUCUAAUAGCAAUACUUCAAAUAAUUGUUAUAUUCCUACUUAUGAUCCUCCAAAACAAGAUCAUUAUGAUUUUAUUGACCCCUGGGAUGUGUAUUUGGUUGAAAAAAGUGAGAAAACAAAUUAUGAAGUUGAACAAGAGUGUGUUGGUGUUGAAAGAAAUUUGGUGGAAGUUUGUGUGAAUAAUCAUUGUGAACAGGAAGUGGAAAAUUAUUAUUCUAUAAAUAACAUUGAUACGGAAAAGCAAACAAGAGACUGUAGUUUUCAGAAUGAUCUAGUGGAAGAAUGUGAUGCAUUUGGAAAUGAUGAGCAGAUUAAUGAACAUGUUGAAGUAAGAGAAUUCAAUGAGCAGAAGCAACUGCCAGAGCCAGAUCGGUCAAUAAGUGAUAAACCAAAUCCUGCAUGUUCUGAUGAUAUUCCCAAUAACCCCUUCUCCAAUUUGAGUGUUAAUAACUGUCGUCCUGAUUCUCCGACACAUUGCGAGGUACCUAAGGAUCAGAAUUGUCACAUAAAUGGUGGUUUGGCUGGACAAUUCGCAAGAGUUCCUUUAGGUGAAAAAACUGCUGACCAAAAAGCUUUAGAAGAUUAUCUUCGACGCCAAUCUUGGGAACAAGGAAAUAUGGAUUAUUUGGGCAGAGACAGCUUUACUAAUAUAUGGUCCAAGAUUAAUGAAACUCUUGGAAAUGUUCCAGAAGUUAGUGUUAAGGCUGAUGCUGUAGCAACACCUACACCACCAGAAGUAGUGCAUACUGAAGAACCGAAGCCAUUGAAAUCUGCUUUGAAAAAAACUUCAACUACUAUUCCACCUGUGAGUUUUGAACUUGAUAGUAGUGAUCUGGCUGUUAAACAAUUGGAAAAACUUGAUUUAUCCAAGGAUAUUUUAAAAGAGCUUAAGACACCCGAUACYCCUACUGUUACUGCACCAACACCUCCAACCACGCCCGCUUCCCAAGCUCAAGAAUCAAUAAAAUCAGCGCCAGUGGAAUCUGUGAAAGAAACAAUAAAAUCUGAUGAUAUUAUUAAAGAGCCUCCACAGUCAGCAGCAGAGUUAGAAUCGAAAAAAACAGAAUCCACAGAACUGCCAACAUCUGGAGCGUGUAUUUUAAAAUCAGUGGAAAUAGAAUUGCCGAAACCUGAACUAGUAGAACCUGUAAAGGAAACACCUACUUCUGUUGCGAGCACAGAGCCGCCAAAAGAAUCUGAUUCACCAGUACCCAAAUUGGACGAAGCAGUAAAAACCAUACCUCAACCUUCUGAAACAGCUCAAGCCUCUCAAAUUUCUAUAGACAAUUCCACGCCGUUAGUUUCAAACGAUCCACCAGUUGCCCCUAAACGUACUAAUAAAGGAUCGUCAAGUGUGCCUAAAAACACUAAAUCUUCUGAGAAAAAAUAAAAACUAAGAAACAAUAUUGUAUCAAGCUAUAUAUAUUAUUAUGUACACGUUUUGUUUUGUUCCUCAGAGUAAUAUAGUUUUAUUAAUUUUCUUUUUUAUUAACAAAAUAGGCUAAACUAAUUAGCGGACAAUCAGAGCCAAUAAUUAUUKUUAGGYUAAUUUCUU